Molecule: messenger RNA, 1894 nt
Organism: Closterium sp. NIES-67
Lineage: Eukaryota; Viridiplantae; Streptophyta; Zygnematophyceae; Desmidiales; Closteriaceae
Source: the annotation of a GenBank genome assembly
UGCAUUUCUGACCCUUCUCCAGCGUCGAUCUGGCUUGGCUGGAGAGUUGUGCAACUUAGAACUGCAGUCAACCAAGCCCUGUAGUCACCCAAUGGAGAGUUGUGCAACUUAAAGCUUCCUUCAUCGCCGCUCCUUCACCUUACUUGGAGUGGACUCAAGAUCGAUUCUACGUGCUGUGCUCAUGACCUUUGCUGGUCGAUAUACAGCCCCCACUUAGUUUCGUCAAGGCUGUAGAUCUUUACAGUUAAUAUUACUAGGCUUUAAGGACGACAACAUGCAGCCCGCCUUAGAGUUAUGUCGAUCAAGGCCUGGAACACUUCCCGCUCUCGUUAACGGAAACCCUACGUCCUGUCAUAGCCAGCUUGAAUCAAAAGCUGUGAAAUACACUUCAUCGGGUCAACUAAUCUGCCUCAAUAAACGCGAGAACUCUGUCAGAUCAGCAUGUUCCUCGCGUUAUCACCACCUGUCAAGAGAUCCGGCUUCAGUGGGAAGCUUACAGAGAUUGACGCUCAUAAAGAUGGACACGAACUACCCCAGUAACCGAUUGACAAGACGGUCACGAGAAGGUGUCACUGCAAACGCAGACGCGCAGGGAGCAUCUGGCAGAAUCAGCUCCUUGCCGCUUUAUUCCAUGUCGCAAUCUUCCGACCAGAAUGCCUCCAGUAGCAGCAGCCGAGGGGCGACGUCCGAUUCAGGCAAUUCCUCUGCUGCGUUUGACAGUUCUGCUCCGUCCCAAGAGCAAACCGAGCAGGAGCAGGUCCAACCACAAGUGGAGCAACAGCAGGAGCAGCCGAAGGAGGAGCAGGCCGCUCAGGGGAAGUUCUGGCGGCGGGUGAAGUUCGGCUCGCUGGCCGGAGUGCUGGCGUUCGGUGGGUUGUUGAUGGGAAGCUGGCUGUUCACGGUUCUGCUGACGGGAGUGGUGCUGCUCGGUACUGCGGAGUACUUCAACCUGGUCAACGCGCGUGCGAAGCUGCUGAACGUGGCCGCGCCUUCGCGGCUGUCGGUCUACAUCGGCUGCAUCGGCUGCGCCAUCAUGCCGCUCAUUGCCAUGGUGAAUGGCGGGCUGUUGACACCGGGAGCGAAGUUUGCUGGCGGGCUGCUGCUGGCCAUGCUGCUGACUCAGCCCAGGCGCCCCCGGUGGAGCCAGUUCACCGGCUAUGUCUGUGGCCUCUUCUACUGCGGCUUCCUGCCCAGCUUCUGGGUCACGCUGCGGUGUGGGUUGGGUUCAUCAGCAGCCACCACGACAUCGCCAGUGGCGAGGCUGUGGCCCGCCUUGCUGGGAGGCUCGUCGCUCUGGACCACGGGGCUCGUGGCCAUCUUCAUGGGCUUUGCCGGGGUCAUUGCCGCUGACACCGGGGCAUACCUGGGCGGGAAAAGCUUCGGCAAGACGCCGCUCAUUGAGCUUAGCCCGAAGAAGACAGUCGAAGGGGCAGUGUUUGGGCUAGCCUCGGCAAUCUGUGUGUCGGUGGUGCUCUCCAUGGCCUUCAGCUGGCCUCCCAAGCCCAUCAGUGCUGCGGUGCUUGGGGUGAUUGUCUUUGCCUCGUCUCUUUUUGGUGAUCUAUUCGAGUCGGCACUCAAGCGACAGGCUGGGGUGAAGGAUGCUGGCUCGCUCAUUCCGGGUCAUGGAGGCAUCCUGGAUCGCACCGAUAGUUACAUCUUCACGGCCCCGGCGAUUUACCUUUUCAUCCGCUAUGUUCUUCCGAAACUAGCUUAGGUUGCUGCUUAGAAACGACGCAACAGCGCAUUUGGGUAGGGAGUAUGGAUUUUAGGUUUCUUGCAGUAGAAACCAUAUCUUGGUGCUAUGAAGAACAUUAGAUUCCCAUCUUUGUAUGUUGCAUGACAUAUAUCCACCAUCAGCAGCAUGUUGUACUGUAACAAGGUAAUUUCGCCAACC